CUCCCUGAGUUAGUCUGGUUGUUUGCGAUCCCCGAGGCUGUGGCUGUCAACCGAGGGGCUUGCGCCCUCUGGGUUUCUACCUCAUCUGUAGGUGUGGCCCUGAUGGUGCAGCAGGCUCUGGACUCCUAAAGCUCUGGAUCGAAUUUAAGAUUUUAUUCUUGAGCGUGGCAUAGAAGAUGAAUUCUUCCACCUUCACCAUAAGUGGAAGAGUCUGAUGCUCUAUCGGUAGUUAACUAGUUAUGGGAUAUAGCAGCAGACCCAUUAAACAGAAGAGCCGUCAUCCAGGAUCAGGGAUAUCUACCUGGCCUUGUUUUAUUUAUGGACCACCCCAACCCUCCAGUCAUCCAUUUGGCUUUGCUUGCUCUUCCAUACUUGGGAGAAUGCCGUGCAAACAGAGAAAAGAUGAAAGGAGAACUGGGUAUGAUGUUGAGCCUACAAAAUGUCAUACAGAAAACUAUGGCCUUGAUGAUACGUCUUGGAGAAAUCUAUGUGAAGAGGCUUUGUUAAAAAUUAAAGGUGUUAUUAGCUUUACUUUUCAAAUGGCUGUCAAAGGUGUGGUGAGAAUCCAUUCAGAUUUGAAAGCUGAGGCUUUAGCAUCGGUGAAAGCAUCAACCAAGUUUACGAAAGAUCAGUAAGUUGUGAAAAGUGAAAGUGGAGAAGAGAUGCUGGUCCCAUUCCAAGACCUUCCUGUGGUAGAACAGAACACAGAGCUACCUGACUACCUCUCUGAAGACGAGAGUCCCACAAAGGAACAGGACAAAGUGGUGUCCUGGGUCAGCUCACACCCAGUGGGUGGAACUAGCUGGCUGAGCACAGUUGCAAACUUUUUAUCAAGAUCAUUUUAUUGGUGA
Mandrillus leucophaeus (drill) is the source of this 851-nucleotide messenger RNA. Its product is annotated as armadillo repeat-containing protein 1-like. The transcript has 2 exons. Lineage: Eukaryota; Metazoa; Chordata; Mammalia; Primates; Cercopithecidae. The record is from RefSeq and is a predicted model, not a curated record.